Molecule: messenger RNA, 2178 nt
Organism: Heterostelium album PN500
Lineage: Eukaryota; Evosea; Eumycetozoa; Acytosteliales; Acytosteliaceae
Exons: 6
Coding region: 1-2178 (725 amino acids)
Cellular component (GO): membrane; cytoplasm
Source: RefSeq, a predicted model, not a curated record
AUGAAAUUUGGUAAACAACUUCGAUAUGAAUGUGUUUCAGAGUGGAGAAGUAAAUACAUUUCAUAUGGAAAGCUAAAGAAGUAUCUUCGGUAUCUGUAUACUCCUGUGACUUCAAAGACACCGCCCGAUGAGCUGAGAAAGCGAUCGUUGUUAAACUCGGGAAAGAAUGCGCCAAACUAUAUCAUUGUUCCAGUUGGUGAUGAAUCACAGCCAAUGAUGUCAACUCAAUUCCCAAAUAUACAUCCAGAUCAACCACAGCAUCAACAACAACCACAGCCUCAACAGCAACAACAACCACAGCAACUUCAACAUCAACAACCACAGCAACAACAGCCUCAACAACAGCAACCACCAAAUGUUGUUCAUGAUCAACAACAACAUCAACAACAUUUACAACAGCUACAACAUCUACAACAGCAGCAGCAACAACAACAACAUCCACAUGGACAAAUAUUAGAUGGUGUAGAUAGUAGACAUAGUAGUCUUGGUAGGAUCGAUAUGAAAGAAGUGAUGCAGGCAGAUGAUACACAUACAUUCUUGAGUAAAGCGGACAAAGAGAAACUGUUCUUUAACAAGUUGAACGAAGAGUUGAAGAAGAUCAACGAUUUCUUUAUUUCUAAAGAGAAGGAUUUGAUUAUUCAUUAUAACAAACUGACGGAACAUGCAUCGAUGAUAUUGAAAGAUCAAAAUCCAAAUCCAAAGUUAUUAAAGAAUAUACACAGAGCAUUUUUAGAGCUGUAUCAAGGUUUGACAAUGUUGGAAAACUACGUCCGAUUGAAUCAUACAGGUUUCACAAAGAUACUGAAAAAGUUUGACAGACACACCUGUAAAAGUAUAAGAGAAGCUCAUAUGGCUUUGAUUGAAAAAGAGACUUUCUAUUCUUCUAAAAUAUGGAAGAAUAUGAAAGAGGAUGUAGAAAUAUUUAAAAUAGACAAGUUAACAACUGCAAGACACAAGUUAAGACCGGUAUCGAUGUCGAAUUCAACCGAUUGGCAUAUGAUGAAGUUGGGUCUGGCCAUCGGCAGUAGUUUGGCAGCGCUGGCAUUUUUGAUUAUAUUAUUUAUUAGUGGUGCGGUCGGUUCUGAUCCGGAUUGGGGUCGUUUCGUUUCGGUCGUUCCCAUUUUCCGUGGUGUCGGUAUUCCGAUUCUGGCGGUUUGGUUGUGGGGUGUCUGUGUGUUCAUCUGGGAGAAACAACGUGUCAACUAUAUAUUGAUUUUCGGAUUUGAUCCGCGUACCACCGUCGACAGUCGUCCGUUGUUCCUCGGUGAUGUCUUGACAUCGAUGGUCAAAACCAUUUUCGAUUGGGAGUACACCGCUUGUUAUUUCUUCACUGGUGAUUGGAUUACCAAUGAUGGUGCUAGAUGUAACAAAGUAAACAAUAUUGCUCUUCCAAUUAUUUCAGGUUUACCAUUGCUAUGGAGAAUGAUGCAAUGUGCACUCGUUUAUAAAGCAACAAAAAGAAAGAUACAUCUUGGAAACACAACAAAAUAUGGUGUUGGUUUCACCGUUGUAUUGUUCUCUGCAUUGAAUGGAAACUAUUCAAAUUACCCGGAACCAUGGACACCCGGUAGAAUUCUAUGGUGUAUUUGUUUCAUUCUUGCAACACUCUAUAUGUAUACAUGGGAUGUGUUGGUGGAUUGGCGAUUGAUGUGGAUGGGUACUCCACGUCCGUUGCUCAGACAACACUUGAUCUACAAGCGAUACAUCUGGGCGUACUACUAUGUCAUUUUCAGUAAUUUCAUAUUCCGUUUCGCCUGGACGCUCACUAUCACACCGCUAGAGUUCAACAUCGGUAUCAACAACGAGUUGUUCGUAACGAUUCUGGCUACAGUCGAAAUAUUCCGUAGAUUCACAUGGGCGAUCUUCAGAGUGGAGAACGAACACGUUCAGAACUCACUGCAGUACCAUGCGUUCGAUCUCUCGAGUGCGCCAUGGAGCGACGAACUCAAGAAAUCGAUGGAACCCAUCGAUAUUUCAUCGACGAACGCUACUACGCCCGCCAACACAGCCACCGAAGGUGUCCAAGAGUUUGCCAACAGCUCAAAGAACUGGAUGUACUCUGCCAACAAAUACUACUCGAAAGACAACAGUUGGCUGCAGACCAUCAAAAACAAACUAUUCAAAAGAAAAGUUAAUCCAGAAUCUGAAUCAUUAAUAAAUAGAGAUUCAUCUGAAUAA